UGCUCCAGCAGCAGCUGAGUUUAUUUCUGGUUCAUCUGUCUUGAUGAUUUUUACUUAUUAUUUCUCUCAUUUCUUAACAUCUUCACUCAGCAUUGGACCCCUCUAAGACUGUUGGGGAAAUGCCAGCUUGUCCAAGGAGAAGAUGACUCUUCACUGUAGCUGACCCGCAGAAGCUCCUUGCCCUCACUCCUUGAGUGACCUCAGAAUGGAGGUGACCUGAAUCUCUUGCAUUAAUGAUGGUUGUAUGAAUUGGAGCCAACGGUAGAAAAUGGCAUGUGCUGCAUUCUGAAAACUUCUAGAGGUGGAUGUAUGUCCCUGGGAAAAGUUGAUAGAAUGACCUUAGCAUAGUCUAAGCAAAUUUCUAUAAUCAAGGCAGGAGAAAACAUGGAUUUGUACAAUAUGACCAUCCAGCGCAAUGUCUCCAACGAAACCGUGGAAAACCCAGCCCAUUGUGAUGACCACUGCAGGAGGGUGCUGGCCACACUCUAUAGCAUAGUCUUGUUAGGAGGGACAGCCAGCACCAUCAUGAUGUCCCAUGUCUUGUUGCAGAGGAAUUCCCAGUCCAUCAUCACCGUCAUCAUCGCCAACAUCAUCGUGCUGCAUUCCAUCCUCCUGCUCAGUCUUCCAUUCCGCCUCAGUUACUACUUUCUGUUGGAGUGGAAGUUUGGCUGGUUCAUCUGCCGGGUCAUCAGCAGCACGGUACAUUUCCAUAUGUACUUCACUUUUGUUUUCUAUGUGGCCAUCAUUGUCAUACGCUUACUCAUUUACUUUAAAAGGUUCCCCCUGCAGGAAUUACAGAAGUGCCAUGUGAUAGCCUUGAGUGUUGCCAUCUGGUUGGUGGGGAUGCUCAUUUUCUCCCUGAUUUUUCUGUUCCAAUAUGGCACCCAUAUGGACUCCUCCCAGCAUCACUGUUUUCAGUUCUACCAAGAACUCAACCAUACGCCAGUGAUUGUCAUCAAUUACUGCAUGAUUGGCAUUAUCAUGGUGACAGUCUUGAUCCUCUCCCUGAUUCAGCUGGUUGUCAUCACCCAACUCACCAAAACGCUCUGGCCUGAAAUGUUGACACACCAAGAGUUUCGAGCUCAUAUCAAUAGUUUCUUUUUCUUGGUGGUAAUUAUUGUUUGUUUCCUACCACAUCACACCUUUCGGGUUUUCUUCAUUCAAAAUUAUUUCCAGAACAAAAAACCUGAGUUAAUUCUCUGUGGUGAAAUUUGCAAGGCUUUAACGACCGUCUGCUGCCUGGACAUGUUGUGCUUCAUAAGCGGACUGGCCCAUUGAAUGCUUGUUUUGAUCUACCAGCAAUGUCAUUUUGAGAGAAGUUCCAGAUUUAAAGAUGCUGUGUCAACAUGAACCUUCACCCUUCCUCUUCUAGAAGGAAGUUAGCAGCAGUCACCUACCUGUCCCUCUCCUCAUCUUUCCAUCUUCAUGAAGCAGCCUAAGGUGAUUUACAUAACUUUGCCCAGAUGCCUUGAAGGAUGAUGGAAGACAGACAAGCGAAUGAAAAGAGUGUGAGAAUUUUUUCCCCCAAAAUAUACUGUGGGUGGAGGUAUGCUGCCUCAUGGACAGUACAUCCCUUGAGCAUUGGGAGGUGGAAGGGACAGCUGGUGCAGACUCACCUUAGGUCAGUGACAAUUAGGAAAUUAAAGGAAAUAGUCCAAAGUUUCUUUGAUAAUGGCUAACAUUUAUAUAGUGCUUUAAGAUUUGUAAAGUGCUUUAAGAUGUAUUGAAUUUUAUACUCGUAAUACCAUUGGAGAUAUUCCAAAUAUCAAAGUUGCCAGGUUAUGCCUGGGUGGGGCAAAUAAGCCAGAUAAAUGAAGGGUCAAAGGUCUCCAAAUUGCUCCCAGGUGAUCUGAAGGCUCUACUGACAACAAUAGUUGCAAAAAAUGUUAUUUGAACUAUCUACAAUGCAUGAUCACCCAAAGUCUUUUCCAUUUUUCCUCUCACCGUCAGACAGAAGAUCAGUUAGUGAGUCAAUAAAUACUUAUUAAGCACUUGAUACAUGCCAGGGACUGUGCUAAACAAGGGAGGUACAAAGAAGGGUAAACACAGUGCCCAACCUCAAGACAAAGAAAGACGGCCACACAGAAAUGGUUCCCUAAUGACAAGAUUUGGAGUGGGGGAGGUCAUUCCAGCCACCAUUAAGGGACCGAAAGAGAGGAACAACGACCCCUUAUGAUAAUCACAUCCUACUCAGUUUUGACCUUGUUUCAUUCAGAAGACUCAGAUGGACUGAUGGUCUCCUAGAUGGGGAAGUUCUCUUCAGCAGCGCAGAUCACAGCCCAUCCAGUGUGACUUUCAUCUAGGCCCUCCCAAAAGUUCACCACAAGGAGUCCAUCCAAUGUGCAGGACACCUUCCUCACUUCCUUAUGACAUUGGGAGUAUAACAGUGAAGUCCUUGAUCUGUCAUCCAACUUGAGUUCCUGCCACAGAACCAAUCCGUCAGUGGGGAACUUAGAAGAUAAAACUAUUUAAUAAUGGAUUCUGGGGGACCUUUUCUCAAUCCUCAUCUUUUGACACCAUUCAUCACCUCUCUUCCUCCUCUUCUCUCUAGGUUUUCAGAACACCUCUUUCUCUUCUCCCUCUGUGACCACUCCUUCUCUGUCUCCUUUGCUGGAUCCCCCUUCAGAUCAUGCCCUCUGACCAUAGCUGUCGUUCGGGGCUCUGUCCUGGGUCAUCUUCUCUACUCUCUCUUCCUCCUUCGCUUAGUGAGCUCAUCACCUGCCAUGGAUUGAAUGACCAGCUCUAUGCUGAGGAUUCUCAGAUCCCAUCCAGUGCUAACCUCUCCCUGACCUCCAUUCAGCUACCUAUUACACAUCUCAAACUGGAUGUCCCAUGAACACUUGAAAUUCAACAUGUCCGCAACUGAACUCAUCAUCUUUCCAUCCCAACCCAGAUGUCAUACACUACUCCACUCUCUUCACACCCAAUCAUCACCAAGUCCUGUCAUCUCUACCUUUAGUAACAUCUCUGCCACAGACCCUUUCCUCUCCUUGGACUUGCCACCCUCCGGGGCAGGGUCUCAUCAUCUCAUUCCUGGGUGGGACUGCCGGCCACAAGGCUCUCCCCUCUCCCAUCCAUCCUCCACUUAGCUGUCAAACUGAUCUUUCUGAAGCACAGGUCUGAGAUGCCACACCCCCUCACUUCUAUUCAGUGAACGCCAGUGGCUCCCUCUCACCUCCAGGAUCAAAUGUCAGACCCUCUGUUUGGCUUUCAAAGCCCUCCAUAACCCACCCCCACCUUUCCAGUUUUCUUACCCAUCUCUCCCCUCUGAUGUGCUCUGUGAUCCAGCGACACUGCCCUGCUUGCUAUUCCUCACACAACACCUCUCCACUCCUUGCAUUUUCCCAGGCUGUUCCCAUGCCUGGAAUUCUCUCCCUCCUUAUCCCCAUCUCCCGACUGCCUGCAAAUUCCAGCUAAAAUCCCAUUCUAAGAAGAAAACUUCCCAAUCCUUCUUUUUGCUAGUAGUGCCUUACUUCUGAUUACCUCCAAAUUCAUUAUUUCUAUCUUGUUUGAACAUAGUGGUUUCCAUGAUGUCUCUCCCAUUAGAAUAUAAGCUCAUGGAGGGCAGGGACUGUCUU
Molecule: messenger RNA, 3578 nt
Organism: Vombatus ursinus (common wombat)
Lineage: Eukaryota; Metazoa; Chordata; Mammalia; Diprotodontia; Vombatidae
Product: probable G-protein coupled receptor 141
Exons: 4
Coding region: 385-1278 (297 amino acids)
Biological process (GO): G protein-coupled receptor signaling pathway
Cellular component (GO): membrane
Molecular function (GO): G protein-coupled receptor activity; oxysterol binding
Source: RefSeq, a predicted model, not a curated record